AUGGUUCAGGUUGAUCAAAAGGCCGUUCUCAUCGUCAUUGACGGUUGGGGUCUUCCCAGCGAGAAGUCCCCCAAGGAGGGCGAUGCCAUUGCCGCGGCUGAGACCCCCUACAUGGAUGGCUUCAAGGCUGCCGAUUCCAAGACUGCCCAGGGCUACACCGAGCUCGAGGCUUCGUCGCUCGCUGUCGGUCUCCCGGAGGGUCUGAUGGGCAACAGUGAGGUCGGUCACUUGAACAUCGGUGCUGGCCGUGUCGUCUGGCAGGAUGUUGUCAGAAUCGACCAGACCCUCAAGAAGGGUGAGCUCAACAAGGUCGACAAGAUCGUUGAGUCCUUUACUCGCGCCAAGAACGGCAACGGCCGUCUGCACCUGCUCGGUCUCGUGUCCGACGGUGGUGUCCACGCCCACAUUAAGCACCUCAUCGGUCUCCUCAAGGUCGCCAAGGAGAUUGGCGUCCCCAAGGUCUUCAUCCACUUCUUCGGUGAUGGCCGUGACACCGACCCCAAGUCCGCCGCCGGCUACAUGCAGCAGCUCUUGGACGCGACCAAGGAGAUCGGCAUUGGAGAGAUUGCUACUGUUGUUGGCCGUUACUACAUUAUGGACCGUGACAAGCGCUGGGACCGUGUUGAGUUCGGUCUGAAGGGUAUCGUCUCCGGCGAGGGUGAGGAGAGCUCCGACCCCGUUGCCACCAUCGAGGAGCGCUACGCCAAGGGCGAGAACGACGAGUUCUUGAAGCCCAUCAUUGUCGGCGGCAAGGAGCGCCGCGUUCAGGACGACGACACACUCUUCUUCUUCAACUACCGUUCUGACCGUGUCCGUGAGGUCACUCAGCUCCUUGGUGGUUUCGACACCUCCCCCAAGCCUGACUUCCCCUACCCCAAGAAUGUCCAGCUCACCACCAUGACCCGCUACAAGGGCGACUACCCCUACCCCGUUGCUUUUGAGCCGCAGGCCAUGGGCAACGUGCUCGCUGAGUGGCUCGGCAAGCAGGACGUCAAGCAGUGCCACGUUGCCGAGACGGAGAAGUACGCUCACGUUACCUUCUUCUUCAACGGUGGUGUUGAGAAGCAGUUCCCUGGUGAGGACCGUGACAUGAUCCCCUCGCCCAGGGUUGCCACCUACGAUCUCGACCCCAAGAUGAGCGCUGCCGGUGUCGGCGAGAAGGUCUGCGAGCGCAUGGCCGAGCACAAGUGGGAGUUCAUCAUGAACAACUUUGCUCCUCCCGACAUGGUUGGCCACACUGGUGUCUACGAGGCCGCCAUCAAGGGUGUCACCGCUACCGACAAGGCCAUUGGCGAGAUUUACGAGCAGUGCAAGAAGGAGGGCUACGUUCUCUUCAUCACUGCCGACCAUGGUAACGCCGAGGAAAUGAUCAACGACAUUGGCAAGCCCAAGACCUCGCACACCACCAACAAGGUUCCCUUGGUCAUGGCCAACGCUCCCGCCGGCUGGUCGCUGAAGAAGUCCGACGGUGUCCUUGGUGACGUUGCUCCGACUCUCCUUGCUGCCAUGGGUCUUGAGCAGCCCAAGGAGAUGACUGGCAAGAGCCUGCUGGUCAAGUCUUAG
Molecule: messenger RNA, 1563 nt
Organism: Xylona heveae TC161
Lineage: Eukaryota; Fungi; Ascomycota; Xylonomycetes; Xylonales; Xylonaceae
Product: phosphoglycerate mutase, 2,3-bisphosphoglycerate-independent
Exons: 6
Coding region: 1-1563 (520 amino acids)
Biological process (GO): glucose catabolic process
Cellular component (GO): cytoplasm
Molecular function (GO): manganese ion binding
Source: RefSeq, a predicted model, not a curated record